This is a messenger RNA of Stegastes partitus (bicolor damselfish), 5270 nucleotides long. Its product is annotated as C-terminal-binding protein 2. Gene Ontology annotation, biological process: regulation of transcription by RNA polymerase II. Gene Ontology annotation, cellular component: nucleus. The transcript is spliced from 9 exons. NCBI's taxonomy places the organism in Eukaryota, Metazoa, Chordata, Actinopteri, Pomacentridae. Gene Ontology annotation, molecular function: oxidoreductase activity, acting on the CH-OH group of donors, NAD or NADP as acceptor; transcription coregulator binding; DNA-binding transcription factor binding. The coding region runs from base 1 to 3633 and encodes 1210 amino acids. The record is from RefSeq and is a predicted model, not a curated record.
AUGCUUGUCACCAACAAACAGUUGAAUCUUGGACGCUCCCACAGUUGGGACACGUUAGGAGGGAAUGAGGGUCAGUGGGAGAGGGCUGACAGUGUGUACGAGCAGCAGGCAAGAGUAGCAGGCCGGCGGAGCUCUCUGUCAUACGGAGAGGGAGGAGGUUGGUACGAACCUCCACCAGGGGUGCGUCCCCCUGACCUGGAUUUGAAACGCGACCCAUAUUCCUACCAAGACUCUCUCUACGGACAGGUUUACGCAGAGCGACACGACCCACGGGGGCUGAGGAAGGGCUCGGUGCCGGAUCUAAACCACUACGAACGAGCGCCCAUGGCUCACCGAGGAUCCAUUCCACCUCAGGAUUACUACUCCCAUGACCCGGCCAUGACUCCUCGGCCACCUGAGGGCUUUUACCGAUCUGAACACCAGCCGCCGCCGCCUCAUCCUCAUCCGCUCAGCAGGUCAGGCUCUCAUUUUGGGAUGGCACCAGGCGCUCGUGCUACAUGGGAUCAAAGUCAGGCGGGGAGGGCAGUACCUCCACCACCCUCAUCGCCUCUACCUCCCCCUCCCCCUCCUCCAACCGCCCAUGAGUUGAGUCGGGCUUACAGGGAACCUGGUGCUGUAAAUGUUGCCAAGAUGAUGCAAGAUGGCCAACAGCGAAUCCCGUCCCGAGACCCAUCUCCUUCCCACUAUGGUAUGGAGCACACAUCUCCUCGGUAUGCUAGUGAGCCUCCACCUCUGACCGGUCAGCCGGUCUAUACUGAUGUUAAUGGCCGACCGCUUGAUCCGCAGCAGCAGGCAGCUACCUGUCUAGUGGUAGAUCCAGCCACUCAAGGCAUGGUUAUGAGGCAAGAUACAGCCUCGCCGUACACCAUUCAACAACAGCAGCAGUUGCAACAGCAACAGCAAAUACAGCAGCAACAGUUACAGCAGCAGCAACAAUUGCAACAACAGCAACAACUUCAACAACAACAGAUACAACAGCAGCAACUCCAGCAGCAACAGUUACAACAGCAGCAGCUUCAGCAACAGCAAAUACAACAGCAACAACUUCAGCAACAGCAAUUACAACAGCAACAGCUUCAACAACAGCAGUUACAGCAACAGCAACUUCAGCAAGAACAGUUGCAGCUGCAACAGCAACAGCCCCUGCCACCUCCACCUACGAUGCCCCUCUCCGACCCGAACGCUAUGAUGGCGGCUCCACUUCCUGCUCCACCUGCUCCGGUGCAGACAGCAGCAGUUGUCCCAGCUGCACCUGCACCUGUACCUGUACAGGCUGCCCCAACCACUGCCCCACCUCCCCCACCUACUCCACUUCCUGCUCCACUUCCUGCUCCUCCCCCAACUGCCCCACCGACGCCUUUGCCUGUUGACCCCAAGAAGACAGCCGAUCCUGAGUUCCUUUCUCUGCUGCGAAAUGAGGGCCUUUCUGAGAGCACCAUCUCCUCCCUCAUCCAGCAGGGUUUUGACUCAACUAGCAUGCUGGCUGUAAUGGAGGAGAACGAUGUCCGCACCGUUGCCCCCAACCUUGGCCAGGCUCGGGUCCUGUCUCGCUUGGUCCACAACUGCAAGCGACCCAUUGAGGCCACGCCAGCCCCCUCCCAACCCCAGACACCCAUGCGAGGCCGCUCCAAUAGCUUCAGCCACCGCUCGGACAUUUACCACCAGCAGCACCACCACCAUCCGCCACAUCCUCCACAGGCUUUAGCUGUGGAUCCCCAACUAAUGCCCCCACCGACACCUGGGGCAAUGCAAACCAUCUCCCCACGGAUGGGAGAAGUAAUGAGUAGGAGGCCCAGCAGUGCCCCUUCUCAGCACCUCCUUGAAGCCUCUGGUGGCUACCCAGGCCAACCACCUCGUUCCCCAGGGCCGUACGCUGGAGCCAUUAUGCCUGUUCAGUCAAGACCAAUGUCGGCCUACUCUUCUGGGAUGGCGAUGCCGGGGGUGCCUAUGCAGGGUAUGCAGAUAAUGCCCCAGCAGAUGACUGGGUCAAUGCCUGCAAUACCGGGAUCUAUUCAUUCCAUGCCAGGUAUGCCACAGCAGAUGCCUGUAUCCAUGCCAGCUUUGCAGCAGCCGCCACAACAGGUACCGAAAGCAUACUCUACCAAUUACACAGUGCCCAUGGAGCUGAUGAAGAGGGACAGAAACUUACUGCCAUUGUCGCCCAUGCAUAGCCCUCACCCUAGUCCUCAGCUGAUGCGUAAGGGUGGGGGACCUGCAUCAGACAAUGCCCUCGUCCCUGUGGGAGCGCCUGUUCAAGGCCAAGGUGCCCUGGCUGUAAACCAGAAGCUAAGUCGGCGCACAGGUCCACCAGUCAUCGUGUCCACUAUGGCGUCUCCAGACACAAGUAUUCGGCCCCAGAUUAUGAAUGGGCCUAUGCACCCGCGCCCCCUGGUGGCGCUGCUGGAUGGGCGCGACUGCACCGUGGAGAUGCCCAUCCUCAAAGAUCUGGCCACCGUGGCUUUCUGCGACGCCCAGUCCACGCAGGAGAUACACGAAAAGGUGCUGAACGAGGCCGUAGGGGCCAUGAUGUACCACACCAUCACCCUGACCAGAGAGGACUUGGAGAAGUUCAAGGCGCUGCGCAUCAUCAUACGCAUCGGCAGCGGUUACGACAACAUCGACAUCAAGGCUGCCGGCGAGCUCGGCAUCGCGGUGUGUAAUAUUCCCUCGGCAGCUGUAGAAGAAACAGCCGACUCAACACUUUGUCACAUCCUUAACCUGUACCGGCGAAACACCUGGCUGUACCAGGCUCUCCGGGAGGGCACGCGGGUCCAGAGCGUGGAGCAGAUCCGGGAGGUGGCGUCGGGAGCGGCCAGGAUCCGAGGAGAGACGCUGGGCCUCAUCGGGUUUGGUCGCUCAGGCCAGGCGGUGGCCAUGCGCGCCAAGGCGUUCGGCUUCAACGUGAUCUUCUACGACCCCUACCUCCAGGACGGCUUGGAGCGCUCGCUGGGAGUCCAGCGGGUCUACACGCUCCAGGACCUGCUCUACCAGAGCGACUGCGUCUCCCUGCACUGCAACCUGAACGAACACAACCACCACCUCAUCAACGACUUCACCAUCAAACAGAUGCGUCAAGGUGCUUUCCUGGUCAACUCUGCACGGGGAGGUCUAGUGGAUGAGAAAGCUUUGGCUCAGGCCCUGAAAGAAGGCAGAAUACGGGGCGCCGCCUUGGACGUCCACGAGUCGGAGCCCUUCAGUUUUUCCCAAGGUCCUCUGAAAGACGCCCCCAACCUGAUCUGCACGCCCCACACCGCCUGGUACAGCGAGCAGGCGUCGCUGGAGAUGAGGGAGGCGGCUGCCACAGAAAUCCGCCGAGCCAUCACUGGCCGUAUUCCUGACAGCCUUCGAAACUGCGUCAACAAAGAGUUCUUUGUUACGACGGCGCCCUGGGGAGUGAUAGAGCAGCAGCAGCCUCAAGUUCACCCUGAGAUCAAUGGUGCCGCCUACAGAUUCCCUCCUGGCGUGGUGGGCGUUGCCCCCGGUGGGAUUCCCGGACCUAUGGAGGGGUUGGUGCCCGGGGGAGUGCCCAUCGCCCACACCCUGCCCCCCGGUACCCAUCCGUCACAGGCCACCUCCCCCAACCAACCCUCCAAACACGGCGACCCCAUGAGAGAGCACAUGACUGAGCCGUAGGACUGCUGCCGCUGUAGCCGAGCAGAGGGGGGGAGGGGCAAAACAAAAAAUCCAUGUAAAAGAAAAAAAGAGAGAAAAAAAAAUAACAAAAACCCAGCAAACCUACCAACUCAAUCAUCCAACUGUACGCUUGACUUCAGCCAUCUGAACCUACCAGCAGACUGCCUGCCGGGCAACGUUUCACACGUUUUCUUUUUUGUAUGAAACCACUACGCCCCAGUGAGGACAGUGGACGUUACUGAGACACACCCGAGCUGCCACACUGAGACGGGACUGACCGUCGAACUCAUGCGCCGAAGAUCUGAAAUGUCUCCUCCCUCCAUAUCUGUUUUUGUUCUUCAUCGAUUUAAGUGUUCUGUUUUGAUCUUUACUUCCGAGUACAUUUCAGGGAGAGUUCCUCCUGAUUUCUGGGACACGUCGACAGUAACCGCGUGCAGGACGGAAACCUUGACCCUCUCCGGUUUAAAGGAAGACCUAACAGGACGACCCUUUAAGCCUCCCCUCUUUGAAUUCCACCCAUUUCAGCACAAACAUGUCCCGUUCUAUAUUGUUUUUUUUUUUUUUUUACUUUCUUCUGUUUAUCCUUUAUUCUGUGUUUCUGUUGCAAGUGAAUAUUUGUUUUUCUGUUCUUCAGUGUGUGAAAAUGAAUGGAUUUACAGUUAGAGGUGCGUUUAGCGGACGAGAAAGUACCCGUCAGACAUCCGGACUCCAUCUUUUGCUGUUUUUCCGGUCGUCGAUGCCCCCUCUGAAUGUAGAGACGAGAAGCGGGGCGAUAGAUGUGGAAGAAUAUUUUGGCUUAUGAGGUAAAAAAAUAAGAAAACAACCCUUUUGAAACCAAAAAAAAACAAAACAAUGGAACUUAAAAGUUAAAAAAAAGAGGCUACCAUUCGUGGUUAGAUAUCGUACGUUGAGUGUUUCACCUCAAUUACAUGUUGCUGUCGUAACUUUCCCAACUCUGCUGAACUGAGGUACCUACGAGAUUUGGUUAUUGUCAUGACCAGUGUCCCAAAUAUGAUCUGUUUGCAUCCAAAGGACCUGAAGGACAAAUGAGGUAUGAAAGUGUUUGGGAAAAAAAACUGACUCAGGAAAAAAAACAAAACAAAAAAAAAGAAAUAUUAACCUUCGAAUCUGUCCAAAUCUGAACAGGAAAGAAAAACACCAACUCUGGAUUUACUGCUUUCCACGUCUCCACAUCUUUCUCCAUUGUGGUAUUUUUUUGUUUUUUUAUAUAUAUCAAAUGUACAUUUUUUUUGAUGUUCGAGGUUUUCACUCCUGUUAGAUUUGUAUUGCCUUGUUAAAUGUUCAUAUAACCGUAGUCUUAUGUGACCGACCCUCCGCCCUCUCCUUCUUAUAGUUUCUUCUUCUUCUUCUUCGUUUUUUUUUUUUGUUUGUUUCGUUUCGUUUUGGGUUUUUUUCUGCUCUAAUGAAAGCCAGCUGUGGCUCUUGGAGGCAUGGCGUCCUCCCUGAACAGCAGCAGUCACAUCCAUCCCUUUAGCCCCAUGACGUUAGCAAGAGACGGCUGCUAGCAGAUUGUUUGGUUUUUAGUGUGAGUAUUUGUAUUUGUUUCUUGUACAAGGUGAACAUAUAGCAUACAGUGCAGCUGGAACCAAUAAAUAAAACUUACUGUUCUGAUUGAU